UCGUAUCGUUCAAACUGGUUGACCCGCGGUGACAGCAUGACUGUUCUGUAGAGACUUAGUAGCUCUGGAUAAUAGUGUUUUGGAAGAGGAAAGGAAAGCUUAGAGUCUGAUUCUAGUCUCAGUCAGUCCAGUGCUACUUGACGCGCGUUUUCCGUCGAGAGAGUGUAAGCUUGAAGCGCGUGUGGAAACCGUGCCACAUACACCAGAGAUAUAGUGUGUGCGCCGUAACCCAAAAGUGCUCAGCAGAAUCCAAUGCCCGAAAGUUGAUCGAUCAAGUGACUGGGGUAGGCGAAUCGAAGCGCAUCAUCCUCCUGCAAUCAGCAGAGUGUAACGAGAGAAUAAAACGAGACAGACAGUGGAGAGGGUGGAGAGAGUGCAUCAGUCUGCAAUAAAAAGUGGUCACAAAUAAGAUAAAAAAGUUUUUGCCUGCAAGGCGGAAGGAAACGAAAGAUAACUGUGUUCAGAUACGUGCAGAUCAACAACAAUAUAGUGCUCAAAUAUAAGUGAAAUAGUCCGACAGCAGGAGAAACUGCCGCAGCAUCAUCGUUUCGACAAAGUGAAGUCGUGCGGGCCUUGAGAAGCGGCAGUCUGUGGUAGUUUGUAUACAAUCCCAACAGCCAACACAACUCAGCUACAGCUUGGUUGGCUGUAUCUGUCCGGAAAAGUCAACAGAAGGGCACCGUUGAAAACAGGCUUGUCUGUUUCAGGAACCGAGCGGUAGACGUUUUGAAAAUCCGGAUAUGGGCUGUUUAGGUAGUAAGGACCGCCUCUCGAAAGAGGAUAUGGACUUUCUCAAAUCACACACUCGAUACGACGAGUCCACGAUCAAAGAGUGGUACAAAGGAUUUAAGCAAGAUUGUCCAAAUGGCAAGCUAACACCAGCGAAAUUUGUAGAUAUGUACAAAAUGUUCUUCCCGUCUGGAAAUGCCGAAGAAUUCUGUGACCACGUUUUCCGGACGUUCGACAUGGAUAAAAAUGGUUAUAUCGAUUUUAAGGAAUUUCUGUUAGCUAUCGACGUUACAUCGAGUGGCACACCGGAGGAGAAGCUGAAGUGGGCGUUUAGGAUGUACGACGUGGAUGGCAACGGGGUCAUAGACAUACAAGAAAUGACUAAAAUAGUUCAGGCGAUAUACGACAUGCUGGGAGCCUGCUCGUCGAACAAACCGGCAGAUUCGGCAGAGGAGCGCGCGAAAAACAUUUUCGCCAAAAUGGAUGAAAAUAACGACGGCCAGCUGACGCAGGACGAGUUCCUGAAGGGCUGCCUACAGGACGAGGAACUGUCGAAAAUGCUCGCACCUUAAGCUUUUUUUUUGCGCUAGAUAUGAACUAAGAUUUAAGUAAUUCAAAACAAAGAAGUAUGAGAGAGAGAUAUAUAAACGCAGCUUUUUGUAGGGCAAAACCAAAAACAGAAUUCAGCGAAUCACUUUCACAUAUUCACAACAACUAGAACAAAGACGUGCGCCAACCGCACGCAAAAAAAACAUGAACAAUUUUUUGGCCAAAAAUGGGAGGGUAUAACAGGACGAAUUGUAGAGCUGAAACAAAACGCUGAAACAUUUUCACACAAGGACGCAACACAUUUCUACUCACUCACAAAAGACAUGAACUAGAUGGAACAGACAAACUAAUUAAUAAAGAACAAAACAGCGCCAGAGGAAACAGUAACAACCAUUAGGGAAUUUUCACGAUAAGUAAGCUAAUUACAAAAAAAAAGAAAACAGAAAUCGUGGGGGGUUAGCACAAGCAGAAACCAAAAAGCAAGCGACAGUCAGGAUGAAACAUUUAUCAGGAGCUCGCUAGUCCGAUGUGAAUUAAGGAAAACAGGAAAGACGAAGGCAGUCACAAUUAAUGAUAAUGCAAAGAAAUCUAGACUUAAUGAUAACGAUAUAAAAUAAUCGUAAAUUUUCACCACUUCACAGAUGAUUACAAGUAUAAGCAAAGAGAUGAUGAUUACUAUAGAAACAGUUGAUUUUUUGUUUUUGUUACAGAAGCGUAAUGGUGAAACCAGAAAAAAACUCAUCCCACAAACACAAACACACACAAACAGUAAUAACUAAAGUCGUUAUUCGCUUUGAGAAUUAACUAUUGCGUACCGUGUUACGGUAAAGGAGAGAGGGGGAAAAGCGAAUGAAAACCAAUAAUAGUAAACAACAAUAUAUGAUAAUCACCUGAUCAGUGUAUCGGACAAGAUAACAAAAAACAUACAGUUGAGCAUCAUUCUAAUCAUGUUUAUACAUAAGAAGCGGGAGCUUGUUUCAAAUCCAACCGAUGUUCUGCCGUGACAAUGAGAGGGGGAGGGCACAUUCGCCACCGUUUUUUACUACCACUUUCGUGUAAAUUGUCGAUGGCACGAGAGGGAAACACAUUGGGUGGGAAUUUGGGAGGUGUGCAAAUGGUAGGAAAAGGAGUCGUUUUGGUGAAGUAAGCUCCCGAAAUGCAACACGAGAAAACAAACGAUAAAAUAUAAACGUGGCGCUAUUCGGUGAGUAAUAAAAACCAUUUUUUCAAUCUUUCUCUCGUAACGUCCAAACCGCAUUUACUGUAAGUAUUUCGUUUUUCGGGGCUCCAAAUAUUCAAUUGCGACUGUAAUAUUUUCAUUCCAUGUUUUAUCGCUCUCCGAAAAAUUAAUGAGUGCUUCAGAUUUCCGAACGAAUUAGUGUGUGUAUACAAACCGAGGCCUCGAUUCAUGCGGUAUUCGGAUUUAUGCUCUCGUCCCCUUCGAUGAUUUGUGCUUUGUGCGACAGCGGCAUUUCAGUUCCUCCAGGAUUAGGAGAGAAUUAGAAACGAAAAAAAUUGGAUUAAUCGCUGGACCAUUUGUUGAGCUCCUGUGGCGCGACCAUCCAUGGUGCGCUCGACUGAAUCGUCGUACAAUAUUUCACCGACGACGAUAGGAAUCGUUGCGCUAGUCCUUAAGUGAUGCGUGACAAAAUGGUUGAAGCUUUUUUUUUUUGCUUUCUCUCCCUGUGUUUUGUUUCAGACAGGUUCCCAAUUCCCAUGGAUAGGGUUCAGUGGAAAUGAAAAGAAAACGAAAAGGUCUUGGCAUAAAUCACCGAUUGAUUUAUUUCCUGCCUGGUUGGGUAGCAGAUUUAUUUUUCAAAUCUUGUAAGCAAAGUGAAGAGUGGGUGAGUGUGGGUGUGUGCUGAGAAAGAAAGCAGAAAGAAUGGUCUGUUGGUUUGGUGAAAAAUUGAGAGGGUUGGUAUUACAAUUCGUGUACUCUGACUAAUCUGACGGAUGAGGCUUUGAAAAUUUACGACCGAUGUGGAUUUGUUUGCUUGUUUAUGCAAUGUGUCCCGGAAAAUUUUAAAUUUCAUUACUGCUGGGAAGUGAAAUUUUAUCAACCUUUGAUAAAAUUGAUAAAUGAAGAUUUAGUUCAUUGUGUAUGCUACACCACAAUGAAAAUUUAACAAUACUGAUAAAAUAAUAUUACUGUAUUGAAGCAUCACUUUUUCAAAUACGAUUACAAAUGCGGUAACAUCAAAGCGACUCUAUUUAACAUGAUGAAUGUUAUUUUUUUUAAUUUCCACAAUAACUCGAUAAUUUACUAAAAUAUCACACAUAUUUGAAAAUUAUAUUUUGAUAGGUCCAACCGUGCGAUUCUAGUUCGUUCAACUUUUAUCAAGUGGACCUGUAUUUUGAUCCUAAACAAAACGAUUCAAUUAAUUAAUUGGAAAGCUUCAUUAAAAUCAAAAGCUAAAUGUUCAAAUAUUGAUUUUUUUUAGACCUAACAAAAAAAAAGUCCUAAAACAUUGAAAAACUCAUAAUUAUUGCUCAACGUUUACUCAUUUGAACUCGAUAUUACUUUCAAGUUUAUUGUUUGGAUAAAAACUCAUCUGGCAUAGUCUUAAUUAAUUAAAACUUAUAACUAAAACAUUAGAACACAACAUUAAACACAUCGCAUUUCACAAUUCUGUUUUUGAAGCGUAGUGAUGGUUCUCCAAAAACAAAAAAACUGUCUACUGACGAAAACGUACGGAUCAUUCCCGAGAUCGGCUCAUGUUGCCCAAACGAUGAUCGACGUGGAAGCGGUUGCAGCAAAUACGAGGAUCGUAGAAUUCUGCUGGGAGAGCGAUAGUUCACCAUCUCGAGCAGGUGAGGCGCAUCAAUUUCACCACAAAGAAGCUUCACAAUGAAAGUAGUUUGUUGAAUACGCCGUGUAGUUGAAUAUAAUUGGCUGUUUUUUUCGGUGAAAGCUCAUGAUAACACACUUGGCGAUGCUUAUGGUUAGUUUAUUCAAGUUGCACCAACUGACAAACUGGUCAAGCAAUCUCUGUAUCGACGACAAUCCUGAAGAGUUCCGAUAGCCGAUUUUUUUUGCGGACUUCUCUACCAUCUGUGGAGUAACAACGAAUGACCGCAAGUCUAUUGGAUACUCUGGAACGUUAGCAGCAGCCCUCUCGGCUUCAGAUGAGGUGGCUGCAUCAGCGACAACCACUGAAGCAAAAUGUUUAGAAAACAAAUCACACGUUUGCGGGACAGACGACGACUCCGAAUCACCCAAAAACAUCUUAGAUGGGAUGUAUGUAGUUUUACGCUUGGAAUUGACAAAAUUCCAGAAGCUCCAUGGAUUCCUACGUAAGUUUGUCUGCACACGAAGCGCGUUUGAUUUAUAAAGAGAAGCGUUAAGGCUGCGGUAGGCAUUGCUCGCAAGUUGAAAGUUAUGCUUAGUUUCAACAGUUCGUCGAGGUCGCAGUUUGCGUUGGCAAGAAUUUUUGUUGCGCCGUUAGACGCGAAGAAGUGGAGUGCUCCAUGCUGGUGACAUCAUAGGUUUUUCCCGUGGAGUAUUCGUUACGAGCCAGUUGCAAACGAUUUCGCCAUGCCAUUAUCGUCCUGGCCAAGGACACUCCAACUGUAGCUACUCCAAAACUCAUUGAAUGCGAAAUCGAUUUAAGCGUAAUUUAGCGGUAGUUCGCUUUUGCUUAGAUCCUCCGCAGUCAACAGAGAUCCACCUUUAGCCGAUAAAUACAGCACUAACGGAGGAUGGUGCAGAUCCACCGCUAGCAGCAGCGAAACGGAUUCGGAGAUAGUUAGUUGAUGUCGGCUACGCAAAAAACCAGAUCAAGUGUACGGCCCCGAGAAUUGCGAAUGAAGUUAUGCUGCUGGAGACCAAGAAAGGAAAUUCCAUCCACUAGAACAGCACUCACCGUAAAGGUCAAGGAGAGGUUCAGAUUAACAACUAAAUUGACAUGCGGUUCCCACGCAAUAUGGGGCUGAUUUAAAUCACCACAUACUAAAACUGUGUCAUCAGAGGACGCUCGGUCAUACAGCUCUCGCACGGAAGCCAGAUGAGAAUCAUAAACCCCAACGUCGCGACUUCGGUCGGGUGGAAUGUAUACUACGCAAAGUAACAACCUUUUUCCACGUAUUGUAGUAGCGACACAAAUUUGUUCCAAAGAACCUCCGUUACUCGUAUGAACUACUUUAGCAGUGAAGCGACUAGCUACAGCGAUGAGAACUCCACCAAAUCUAGACUUAUCACUGUUGGAAGAGCUUCGGUCGCAGCGAAAAACAUUGAACUCAACUCCAAACAGCUGCAGGGAGUUGAUGCUAUCGUCAAGUCCGGUUUCAGUCAACAUAAUGACGUCGUAAUUGCAAUCGCUUACUGCCACAUAGAGAGCGUCAAUUUUCGUCCUCAGGCCGCGUACGUUCUGGUAGUAUAACCAAAUGGCAUUGGUAGUUGUGCUGCUGUCCACGCUAGAAACCAAAGGAAGGUCAGGUCGCGAUUGGGGCUCAAUUAAAUUAUACUCGCCUAGAGUGGCACGUUGUAAGACCCCUUCCCCAGACUCAACAGCAGGACCGGGACGGCUGCACUGACGCUAACGGCAGGGCUCAACUGAGUUGGACGGGUUCCAACUUCCAAGUGAUAUAAAAUAAUUCUGGUUCUAUAUUUACAGGGAGAACCGCUGGAUUCUUCAAAAUUGGCAUCAAAAGAGAAGUGUGAAUGACAAAUACUUGGAAUUUUAAAACUUCCAACACAGAGAAGAUCAGUAAGAAAAUCGCGAUGUUUUGUUCAAAACUCAUGGCAGCUUUGUGGAUGUUGUUAAUUUGAAUCUCUUUUCGUUCUGCCUAUUUUUUCUUACAGAACUGAACUUGACGAAGAAACGAACUCGAAAGUAAUAACUAUUGAUUGGUUUCAAUUCAAAAAGCACGUGAAUUUUCUCAUUGAAAAAUGUUGAUAAAAGCAUGAGCAUGUAUCUCUUAUCAACAUUUUUCAAAGAGAAAAUUCUCGUAAUUUCUGAAUGGAAAUUCGAUUGUAGGUAUGACAUUUUAGUUCGUUCAUUAAGCGAGUUCAAUUUUCCAGAGAAAAAAACAGAUUGGAAAUGGGUUCAAAUUAAUACAAUUCAUCCAAUUGUUAUAUAUUCAAAGCAUUAUGAUUCUGCGAGUAAUUUUGUAUUUAUGUAUGUCAUACCACUUUGCCAUUUUGUGAGGUCUUCAAUGUUUGGUUUUUCGAGCAAUCGAGAACAAAAAUUUCAGCGCAUUCUCAUACAUUUUUACCCAAUUGCGUAUCUCGAUGACUCCAAGCUUGUCUAGUGCCAAACUUUCUAUCACGAUUUAAAAAAUAUGAAACGUUGCCAUAAGCAUUUCAUAAGUAGAUAUUAAUUGUUCCAUAAAUGUUGGUCAAUUUUACAGUUCAAUUCUUUUUCCAAUGCCUUUUUUUGCUAAAUUUCGAUGAAAGAAAAAAAGGGUCAAUCGUCUCUGGAAGAGCGAAGUUGAACUUGUUUAUAGAGAUGCGCCAUCCGCUCAUGAGCUGUUCCGAAGAAUCGACUCUUUGAAGUGAGUAGACACGGGACAGCUCGCAAAAAACAAACAAACAGCUCUUCAGCUCACUUUGAUAAUGAUGCAGGAUGGAAAAGAGCUAUGAAAUUGCAGAGAGUAUGUGAGCUGUGAGAUUAAAAUAAACUGACCGCCUCUCGCUCUUCGUGUUAUCACAUCAGUUCAGUUUCAUUUGUUGCCCGUCUUUUCAACUGUCUUAUUCGGGUUGACUUCAUUGAGUUUUGUUUACUAGUUUAGGGGACGCCAAAGAUAAUAAUUGACCUUCAGACUGAAUGAACACGUUUUUGAAAUUAAAAUUAUGAAUGAAAAUUAGCUCCUUUAUAUCAAGUUAGUAUUCUAUUUAACCUUUAACGAACGGGAACAUUUUUCUAGAACGAUGGCCACUUGAUCGAUGGAUUUUUAUAAAAAAUUAAGUGCUUUAUUUCCAGAGCGAGAAAAGGUGCAUAAUUAAUAUCACGUUGAGACUUUAAACUCUCGGAGUUCAUUCGUCUCUGAGAGAGCGAGCGAAGUUGAUGAUGAUGAUGAUAUUGGAUUAAAGAGACUUUAAACUCUGGGAGUUCAUUUGUCUCUGAUAGAGAGAGCGAAGUUCUUCUUCUUCUUUUUCUUUGUGGCUUUAAACUUUGCAGUUCAUUCGCUUUUAAGAAGGAAGUUCAAUUCAAUUCAAUUCUUUGUUUUUAAGAGGCUUUAAACUUUGCAGUUCAUUCGCCUCUAAGAGAGAAGUUUUUCUUCUUCUUCUUUGUUUUUAAGAGGCUUUAAACUUUGCAGUUCAUUCGCCUCUUAAGAGAGAAGUUCUUCGUUCUACGUUCUUGUUUUUGAAGGGACUUUAACCCAAUGGUCAUUCGUCCCUGUAAGAAUAUUUAAAUCUUGGUGAACAGGCCGGUUUAUUUCAUGAAUCGGAUCACUUUAUUCUCGAACUCCAGGUUGUGGUUUAAAUCGUUGGCCGAACGUUCAUGAUCGUAGGCUUUGCACUCUAUUAGUAUGUGGGGAAUGGAUAGGGUUACACCGCAGGUGAUGCAGUUGGGGGGAUCUUGUUUGAUAAUUAGGAAACUAUGGGUUAGGUUAGUGUGUCCAAUGCGGAUUCGCCGCAAGGCAGUGUUAUGCCUGCUGAACCAUUCCGAGUCCCAUGAUUCUCUUAUGGCAUUUUUGGCCCAACGUAUAGCAUCCAUAGAAGGCACAGCAACCGCCUCAAUCUCACAGUUCCGACCUAAACCCGCCAAUCUGUCGGCUUCCUCAUUACCGAGAUUAAGAGAGAAGUUCAUGUUUCUUUGUUUUUAAGAGGCUUUAAAUUUUGCAGUUCAUUCGCCUCCAAUAUAGAGAGAAGUUGAAAAAUACACUCCUCAUAGCUGAUGCGCGUUCGGUACCGCUAGCGAUGGAUAAGAGGAUGAAGCUGUUGAAUAGAUAUUGGUCCGGUGACUUGAGAAUGAAAGACUUCAUUCUACCCGUGGUGAGCUCUUCUUAUAUUCUUUCAAUCUUUCAAUUCAUUCAAGAUCUUUUGACAAUAAAUUUAGUUGAACUUACGACACACCUCAAAUGUCUAUUUUCAAGGGAAAACUAGCGUUUUGAUAAUCACUUCACUCGAAAGAUAACAUGCACAAGAGUUCUAUGCUUGUUAAUUCUUGACCCGAAAACUUGUUUCAAUAGCAUGAUAAUUGAUUUGAAAAAAAGGCUAUUGAAAUCACACAAAUUUUAUAUAAGCGAAUGCCCGCUCGGAAAUUCACUCAGUUAUGGUUGCGCAGCGGUUGAUGUACGAUCGCUGGAAAGUGUUUCCCUGACACAGAUUUAAAAAAUUACGAGCCUGGGUAAAUCGACAUUGCAAACGACCUACAGGAUGCGGGUACUUUUGUACCCGUAUGCAUUUCUGCAAUCCGUAAUGUGUUUCCCUAACAUAAGACCUCAAAAUUCAUAAGCCUGGGAAAAUCGGCAUUGCAGAAACAUGCAAAUCGGUGAUACUUUUGUACCCGUAUGCAUUUUUGCAGACCAGAAUGUGUUUCCCUAACGCAGAUUUCAAAAUGAGUGAACCUGGGGUAAUCGGCAUUGCAGAAUAGCUGCAGGCUAUAUAUAUUUUUGCACUUCGGAAUAUGCGCGGACUUCAAAAGCGGUUUGAACACAGCGCGUUGGUACGGUUGUUUAAAAUUGCAUUGGAAGAUAUCCCAUAAUGUCUUCAGCUCACUGAACAUCUACGUAUAUUGUUUGAUGAUUAGACAAAAUGUCGAUAACCAUUUGCUGCGAUAACAUCGAUUGAUCAAUAUGCGUUCAACGUGUCAACAAUGUCAAAAUCAAAACUAAGACCCUGAAGUUCAUCAAAUCAAGCAUAUGUACGGUGCCAGAAGUACGUACACAAGUGUAUGUGUGUUGAUGCAAUAACUUCAACAGAGGAAAAUGAAAAAUACAUUGAUCGUUUGACAAUUCUUCCGUUCACAUAUUUGGAAGUCCGCGAUAAAUGGAUGAAAAGAAUAAGGUAUCAUGCCAUACACCAGACUUGCAACGAAGAAUGUAAUCUGAAACAAUGCAUGAGUUGACCUAAAAUAAAAUUUGUUUGCAAUUGGAUUCGGGAAUUGUUUCAUUCAAUAACUAAGGCAACGGUAGUACUGCGCCUAACUUGCGAUUAUAACAUAGGUAUAACCUACCCAUAUUUUUUUCGCUUUAGAUUAUCGUAAUACCUUUAUGUUUUAUCACCAGUAACGAUUCUAUGCAAGAAUCUCUUCCAUUUUUGACGUUGUAGCAGUUCGGCUCCAAUUCGUAGGAAACUCAGUUUCCGUGGUUCGUUCCGUGGUUCACGUUCCAAAGCUCGCAAACGAUACGAAAUAGCUACGUUACAUGAUUCAGUGAGUUCAUGUUGUGUUUGACUUCAAUCCUCAUGAAGAAGUGCCUUUAAUUCUGCAUCAUCAAACGUUUUCACCUUUCCGGGAUGUUCCUUGGUUUGACGAUAGUAAGAUCUCUACCUCUAAGGCGUUGAAAUCUUUCGCGACACGUUCUUCCUCUAAUAACUAUUGGUAUCAACAAUCAUUCGAUGCGCUUCAGAAGAAAAUUUAAUCAAAUUAAACAUGACAAUCAAAACCCCUCAUAAAUGACGCUUCAUUGGUUCGGAUGUUUCCGUUUUCUCACACAAAAUACAGCUGAUAUCUAUCAAAUCUUACAAUCGUAAUGAAUGUGAAGAAUGUUGAUGACUUAUUGACAUGUACCUAGUAUGACGUUUUUAAUGAGGACUUUUUGACUCAAAAUUAUCACUGACAUCUUCCAAUAAAAUCGGCGGGUUUUCAAUUGCGCACAUGAUAGACAUCUAGAUCCGGUGUGUCUUAAUAUUUCAUCUAGGAAGUUCAUCUGAAUACAUUCUUUUGGCUAGUACAAAAUCAAAUAUUGGUGAAGCAGUUUGGUUGUUACCAAUUUCCAAAAAUGGACAUACCCCUUCAGCAAAAUCUGAAAAAGUCAAUUUUUAAAACCACCAUGAUUUAGAUAUCAUUAGCAGGGCCAUACAAUUUCACUUCAAUUUACACAUCGUCACUCAAUAAUGAACCUUUCGCUUUUCAAUAUGUCAUAAACUCGUGCAGAAUGGCAAUAGUGCUACUCUCUGUUCACGCUCAAUAAAGUGAAUAUCAUAUAUUUAUUGAAAGACGAAUAUUCCAUUUUUAUUGAAGUACGGUGCGGGAAAAUCCAGUUUGGAGAAAUGAAAUCGAAUGAAAUUUUCAAUUGAAAGUAGUGUCCGUUCUUUCACAUGUGAAACUGAAAACGACAUAAAGCCCAUUCAAAUGAUAAUGAAUAGGGCACCUUCAAUCGUCAAGCGUCUGCUUUCAAAUCCAAAAAAAACGACAGCAGAACGAAAACGAAAUUGAAUAAUCCAUGUUUCAGUAUGCGUAGUGGAUACACACAAUCGAAAUUGAAUUUGGCUGAAGAGAAAGGGAGUAAGUAAAAAAGUCAUUUUUGCUUCGAAAUUAUCAAGCUCUGAUCACUAGGACAGAAUCAAAUGAUUGAAAAUGAAAAAAUUGGCUGAAGAGAAAGGGAGAAGUAAAAAAGUCAUUUUAGCUUCGAAAUUGUCAAGUUGUGAUCAUUAGGACAAAAUCAAACGAUUCUGACCUAAAUUUUUUCAAUAAGAAAUAAACAUUGGAGAUUUAAGAAAAAUCGGAUCUGUUUUGUUUAUUGGUUCAUCCUUUUUUUUCAUGGAAUAAAUCUUUUUCAAAUAAUAUGAUUCUAUUUUCUCUGUAUAGUUCAAUACUCUCAAUGACUUCAGGAGAGUGGUUCCCAACAGGUGGUCCAUGGUCAAUAGUAAAGUCACGAGCUCUAAUCAGAAGAGACUGCGAGGAUUUUGUCUAAAUUACAUUCUUCCUCGUUCUUGAAUAUUGAAACGAAAGUUCUGCGAAAAUUAUAAAAAAUACAGAUUUAAUAUUUCAAUCUCUAAUGUAAUCGAUUAGCCGCAGUUUAUAUUGUGUCACAUUUUGUAAUUGAGUGUUGCAACUUUAAAAUCGUCAAAUUUUUGAUGAUAUUUAGAUACGAAAUAUUCAAAGAAGUGUCAUUUUUUUCAGGCAGCAUCAAUGAUUCUGCAUUUCGCAUUAUUGAACUAAAGAGUUCCACUCUUCAAGUUUGGCUAAAAUCCGGCAAGUUGUCGUUUUCUAACAAUAUUGUGCAAAGGUUAAUUGUUGAUCUGUUCGUAGACAUUGAAGGUCAAAUUUUCACAAAAAUUCGAGAAAUUCUCUCUGUUCUUUGGAUGUCAGCACCCGUGCGUAACUAAUGGAUUUCGUAAAAGGCGGUCAUUCUGGAUUGAGGAAUAAUUUCAGAAAAAGGUUUAAGAGAGUGCUCCAAGCGUUGAAAAUUUCGAUAAACCCUUGCCGGCGAGACCCUACCGGAACCAUAACAGAAAAUGGAUUCGUUCAUGAAUCUCACAUCAAAUGUGGAGCUCUGAAUUCAUUUUUGAAGCGUUUCGAAGAAAUUAAUUCAGAGGAGAAAAUGAAUUCUUUGAAAAUUUUAAUUGAUGUGAUUGAUAUGAGCGUUUCACAUGGCUUGCAGUUUUUUUUUGAGAAUCUGUAUUCGCUACACUUUUGAAAAGGAGCAAGCAAACCAGUCGAACACGACUUUUCACUCAACGUCGCGAACUUUUAAUUUUUUCAAAUAUUUUAACUCUCAACGAUGGAGGAUAACAUUAGAAACCUGAAACCGGUAAACAUCCCUUCAAUAAAAUGGAUAUCUAUGAGAAACCGGGAAAAUCGUCUCUCCAAUAGAACGAACCGACAAUUUGUGGAUUUUAAAAUCACAUUUUUUUAAAUUUUACCAAUUUAUUAACACCAUGCCUUAAAAGCGAACUGGGGAAUAUCCAACUAACAAUUCCCCAUCAGUGUGACGUUUUCAUGAUGGCUUUAUUCAGCUCAAUGCUUAGUAAUGCCUGAAAUAGUUGUCAUCAAAUCCUCUAUUCAAGCCUUGUUCAAGCAAAUUAGGAGAAAUUAUUAAGCUGUAGUCAAUAUUGUUCGUUAAAUGCAGAUAAAACUCAAAUAUAAAACGUUUAUCCAACUCCAAAGUGUGGUGGAAACGUCUAUUCGACCAUAUUCUGAUUUGAUUAGUUCUACUUAGACUGCGAUAUCGAAGAAGAUCUUUGUUUUAU
Toxorhynchites rutilus septentrionalis is the source of this 12358-nucleotide messenger RNA. RefSeq names its product neuronal calcium sensor 2. The record is from RefSeq and is a predicted model, not a curated record. Gene Ontology annotation, molecular function: calcium ion binding. Lineage: Eukaryota; Metazoa; Arthropoda; Insecta; Diptera; Culicidae. Bases 741 to 1301 code for a protein of 186 amino acids. The transcript has 6 exons.